Thunnus maccoyii (southern bluefin tuna) is the source of this 2375-nucleotide messenger RNA. RefSeq names its product homeodomain-interacting protein kinase 2-like. The transcript has 11 exons. The record is from RefSeq and is a predicted model, not a curated record. Bases 856 to 2340 code for a protein of 494 amino acids. Gene Ontology annotation, biological process: peptidyl-threonine phosphorylation; peptidyl-serine phosphorylation. NCBI's taxonomy places the organism in Eukaryota, Metazoa, Chordata, Actinopteri, Scombriformes, Scombridae. Gene Ontology annotation, cellular component: cytoplasm; nucleus. Gene Ontology annotation, molecular function: protein serine/threonine kinase activity; protein tyrosine kinase activity; ATP binding.
AUUUGUUCCAUCUAUGACAUCAGAAAAGUGCUCCAAGUUCUGUGAAUAUUGGUACACAGAAUGUCAUCACAGAGGACUGAGAAUAUAGAACAAAAUUCAACCAGUUUAACCAAACCAAAGAAGUGAAUGAGGAAGAGCUUAACUGAACAAUACUGGACUGAGCAGAACAAACUGAACAGAACAGAGGAUCCAACAAAGACUGAACAGAAAACCAGGACUAAAAUACAAACUGAACAAAUGAGGAAAUGGGAAACAGGCAAGGAGCUGAUUGGCUGGGGGAAACACAGGGCUGAUGAGGCUGAUGCAGGGCAGGUGUGGGGGAAACACAGGGAGCACACAAUCACUGCUCUCCAUUCCUCACACCCAGUGAAAAAACAAAGGUGAUUGAAUAUUUUCAGUUUUUCGCCCUAAAUUUUGGAAUAGUUUGCUACUAACAAUUAGAUCUUACCCAUCCACUGAUAUCUUUAAACCUCGUCUAAAGACACAUCUCUUCUCUUUAGUCUCUUAAUUGUCAUCUUGAAGACAUUUCUAACCACACUCUGGCUUUGUUUCUUUGUAUUUUAUUUGUUGUUUGUGCAAUGCUGUUUGUGAUUUUAUCAAUAUAUUCUAUGCUUUUAUUCAUUUACUUGUAUCCUCUUAUUUAAAUCUGUGUUUUUAUUUGAUCCUUCCUGUGUUUAUAUUUGAUCAUUCAUGUGUUUUUGUUUGAUUGUAACCAUCAAUCAAAUAAUCCCAUAAUUCAAUCUCUCUGUGAAGCACUUUGGUCAACGGUUGUUGUUUUUAUGUGCCAUAUUAAUAAAUUGACUAGACUUGACUUGGUUUUUACUAAUCAUUCUUCUUGAGAAAUAUAAAUCUACUAUGGCAUCAGACAGACACAAUCCACCUCCUAAAAAAAACACUCUGUCCUUCAAACUCCCCACAAACUACAAAUGUCUGGAAAUUGUGGGGAAGGGAAGCUUUGGAGUUGUGGCAAAAUGUUAUAAACGAGACUCCGGGGAGACUGUGGCUGUAAAAAUAUCCAGAAACACCAGCAAUGCAAAGAAAGAGUUGUCAAUGCUGCAAAACCUCAUGAGGCAAGAACUGGAUAAGCACAACAUUGUCCGGUUUCAAGAGUGGUUCCAAAUGGACAAAAGAACUGCACUGGUGUUUGAGAUACUAGACAUCAGCCUUCAUGAUCGCUGGAGAAAGAGAAUUUUAGUUCCUAUUCAGUUACAGGAUGUCAGAACUGUCGUCCAGCAGCUGGCCACUGCGCUCAAUGCUCUGAAGAACGUUGGUGUGAUCCACACAGAUAUCAAAAUGGACAAUAUCAUGCUGGUGGAUCAUCUCAGACUGCCCUUCAGGGUGAAGCUUAUUGACUUUGGCUUGGCAAUUCUCAGAUCAGAAGCCCGACAGGGAGGUUUAUAUCAAACUUGUUACUGCAGGUCACCAGAAAUUAUUCUAGGGGCACCGUUCUCUGAGGCAAUUGACAUGUGGUCGCUGGGGUGUGUUAUGGCGGCAAUGCUUGGUGUGAUCCUUUUCCCUGGGACCUCUGAACAUGACUUGAUAAGAUACAUGAUCGACCUCUUCGGCCAACCAGAUGAUAACUAUCUGGAUUCAGGGAUGAAAUCAAGACUGUUUUUUGAAAAACAGUCUAGCGGUCGGUGGAGUUUGAAGAUAGGCGAAGAUACUGAGAACCCCAAAUACCAGAGGACCUACAAAUUCCGCUCUCUGGAUGCUCUGAAAAAGCUGGAUUUGGAUGACGAGGCCCAGGCAGAAGUGGCGGACAGAUGGGAGUGCAUCGAGCUCUUAAAAGAGAUGCUCAAAAUGAAUCCAGGAGAGAGGAUUUCCCCGAGCCAAGUCCUCAGCCAUCCCUUUAUUAUCAAGAGCCAUCUGAAGGAUAUCUCUCUGUCGACAUACACAUCGCCCCCAGAGUAUGUGGAUGAGUGGCCCAGGGAGUCCAAGAAGAGCAGCUGUCAAGGUCUGUGGACGACAGCCAGGGAGGAAAUUUCCAAGACCAGUAACUGCUCUGUUGGCAUCUUCUGGUCAGCUUUAACUACGAUAAAACACCAAGACGUCCUGGAUCAGCCCACUAACUCAGGCAGAUCUCAAGUGAUUUGGAUGACAGCAGACGUGCUUGAGAGCAUCGACAGCACUGCUGACAUCUUCCACUCCUCUUUAACAACAAGUCCACCGGAGGAUGUCCCGGAUCAGCUGAUGAAUUCAGAAAACAGCAGCUCUCCAGAAGAUUGGACAACAGCCAGGGAGGAGUUUUCUGAGAACGUUAACAGCUCUCCUGGACUUUUCUGGUCAAUGUCUCCUCUUGAAGAUUUCCUGGAUUUUCCCACCGAUUCAGGAACAUCUUGAGAGAUCUGUAUGAUGGCAGAAAAGGAUGUCUUUGA